AUGAGUAAAACAGCUCAAAGCAAACACACCCAAAUAGCUGAUGGCACAAGUGGUUGCAAGAGCACAUUUAUGCUAACAUUUGCCCUAGAAAUAACUGGAAUAGAUUUUUCGCAAGACUACGCUCAGGGAAGACUAAAACUUGGUCCUUAUCAACAAGCCGUGAAGCUGCAGUAUCAGCUGUAUCCUGGACAAUCUUUUGAGUUAGAUGUACUUAUUUGGGCUCAAGUAGCUAAGAUUUGGUGCGGAAACCAGUAUACCUUUGUACGAAUAUGGCCAUUUUUAGAAAAAAGAUGGGUAACCUUUUCCAUUCGACACGUUUUUCCAGUAAAAGUACAUACUAUGAUAAAUCACGUUGCAACGGUCUCAUGCAUUAUGGGAUCUGGAAGUCUCUGUACGAAUGCAAAGAACGAUAAAACGUCCGAAGUUAUAUUGCCAACCUUAAAAUUUGGAGAGCGUCGAUAUUUUGGACCAGUUUUAGAAACUGAAGAAACCAUUGAACAGUUUAUAGAGAACUUUUUAUGGAAUCUCGUCCAGGAACACAUACCUUCAUCUUAUUUAGAUGGAUUGUUUGAUACACCUUGUAAUACUACAGAUAUAAGGCACCAAGAUACAAUAUUAUCUAAGGUACAGGAAAAUAUAUUGAGUAAAACUCAGGUAGUUGAGGAUGAAGAAUUUCCCGUUGAGCCUGAAGAAUCAUUUGUAAAGACAAAAGUAAGGCGAGAACCAAAAAUAUCUAAAGAAAAGGAAAGGAAUAGAAUAGUUGAAGACAAUAAAGAAAAAUUCACCAUUUUUCUAUCUGGAGAUACUAUUUUAGCGGGAUCGGGACGAAUCAUUGCCUUUGAAAGUAUCGGUGAGCGUCCUGCAGAACAGUGUAAAAUCAUAGCGCAAAUUUCUAGUCAUAAUCUACCAGCAGAAGAUGACCAACCAAUAAUAUUUAUUAACGUAGAGACUUUAAAUGAUAUCCCUAUCCAAUUACUUAAAAAGACAAGAAUUUCACAAAUAUUCACUCGUUGGAAAAUUGGGGAAGAAGAACAUAGCUCCAUAAAACAGAAUGCAAGAUUAUUCACUGGUGUUAAAAUUAAUGACCAUCACACCGUACCUCUUCAAUUUUCUAAUGCAUCUGAAAUAACUGCAUCUUUUUUAGACAAUCCACUUGAAAUAGAGCUGUAUGGUGUACGCCAAUCAAAAUCAUCAUAUUAUAAUCCGAUAUUAUUUGGAAAUGAAAAACUUGAUUGUAAUUUUGGGUUCACCUUACCUUCCAACGCUAACACUAGGAGUCAUGAAGAAGUAGUGCCAAUUGCUGUAACUAAAAUUGAUGCAAGCUCAUUAGCCAAAGAAACUAACGGAAUCAUUAGAGGAGAGUUUUGUCUAUAUCCUGUGAACGUUUCUGUUACGGACAGAAGUCGGGAAGAUAGUUGUACAAAUGAUAUUAAUGGAAUAAAAAAAUCAAUUAAACCUGACAUUAUCAUACAGCCUUCGGAAAUCUUACAAGCACAGAUGACUCUAGAGGUAUCAAUAGGUAUAGUUGGAUGUCGGCCACAUAGUUUAGCUCAUAGCUAUCUCAGAUUUUAUUGCUGUGCAAGUGACACACAAGCUACAAAUUCUUUGUUACAAAAAAUCAAAGAAAUUAAUAAAAAUCUCAUUGCGACAAAGGAUAUAAAUGAAUUGUUAACAGGAUUUGCCUUAGACACAAUUCAUGAGGUAAUAUUUUAUGUUGAAGGCCAAAGAGACGGACCAAUAUUAAGAGUUUGGGAGUUUACCGAAGAUUUUUAUCCUCGAAUGAAGCCAUUAUUCUCAUGUUCAGAUUAUCAUCGCGAUAGAAUUUAUUCUGAAAUGCUAUCAUCCGCCACACCAUUUUAUGUUCUGAAAAUGUCAGUCCCAAUAAACACUCUCUUAGCUUGUCCACAAGUAUAUGUCAAGCCUUCAUUGCCAUUGCCGACUAGAUCUGCCUUGUUAAAAGUUGGUCGCUUGAUUGCAAGCAAAUUCAAGUUAGCUCCUUACAAAAAUGAAAUGCCGACUUACGAUGAACUAAAUAGUUUUAGGCUUGAGUUAUGCAUUCCACCUCGCUGUAAUUGGAAACCUGCAAUAAUUUAAGAAGCAAUGCGUAUCUCAAG
Pararge aegeria (speckled wood butterfly) is the source of this 2114-nucleotide messenger RNA. RefSeq lists its product as uncharacterized. Bases 1 to 2094 code for a protein of 697 amino acids. The record is from RefSeq and is a predicted model, not a curated record. NCBI's taxonomy places the organism in Eukaryota, Metazoa, Arthropoda, Insecta, Lepidoptera, Nymphalidae. The transcript has 9 exons.